CAUCAUAAGAAUAUUGAAUUAUUAAAGGAGUUUAGUUGAGUUGAGUUUGACUCAAGAAAAAUUAAAUGAUGGGGAAGAAGAAGCAGAUUAUUCACCUCUUGUUGCUGUCUCUACUGCUACUCUUGGGUGGUUCUGCGGCGGCGGCGGGGACCGGUGGCGGUGGGGGGAGGAACAAAGAUAAAGAGGCGGAGUUCAUGUUGCGGGAGGAGGAAGAGGCGGCAAGAACGGAGGCGGGAGUCAUCAGAGUGGUGAGAGGCGGCGGCGGCGGCGGUGAGAAGAAGGCGAUGGAUAUUGGGUUCAUCACUAUGGAGCCUAAAAGCUUGCUCCUCCCUCACUUUCUUGAUUCCCACCUCGUCCUCUUCCUUCCCUUAGGGGAAGCAAGAAUAGGGCAUGUUUACAAGGAUGAGUUGGUGGAAAAAGAGUUGAAGUCCGGCGAUAUCUACACCAUCGAAGCGGGCUCCGCUUUCUAUUUGGUGAACACCGCCGAGGGCCAACGACUCCGUGUCAUUUGCAGCAUUGUUAGGGGCUCCGAUCACUCCCUCCCCUCCCCUUCUUUCCAGCCUUACUUCAUCGGUGGCGGAGCACAUCCAACCUCUGUCCUCUCUGGGUUUGAUUUCAAGACGCUAUCAACUGCAUUCAAUGUGUCGGGGACAGAUCUCACGAAACUUCUAAGGGCAAAUCUGUCCGGUCCAAUCGUGCCAUUAUCGAAACACUCGCAAUCCUCAGAUGCGUGGGACUGUUUUAUGAACCUGAAACAGGAAGAGAGACUGGCUCGAUUGAAGAGGUUCGCGGGUGUUGGUCGUGAAGAUGAUGACAACGAGCGAAGCUGGCGAUGGGCUUUCAAGAAGGCAUUGGUGAUGACAAAGAUGAUGUUGGGUCCCUUUAGCAACAAGGAAGAAAGUGGGAGCAACAAGGAAGAAAGUGGGAGCGGGGAGGCCUCCGAAUCGUACAAUAUCUUCGAAGCCGAACCGGACUUCAGCAAUGACUACGGAUGGAGUCUAGCUGUUGGUGGAGACGAUUACUCGUCUCUCAAGCUCCCCGACAUCACUGUUUACCUCGUCAAUCUAUCCGCGGGAUCGAUGAUGGCGCCACACAUAAACCCAAGAGCGAGCGAGUACGGGGUCGUGCUGAGAGGGACAGGAGAGGUACAAAUAGUGUUCCCCAACGGGACAUUGGCCAUGAAAGCCCAAGUGGAGGAAGGGGACGUGUUCCUGGUGCCGCGGUUCUUCCCCUUCUGCCAGAUCGCAUCGAGGAACGGCCCGUUCGUGUUCUUCGGCUUCACAACGUCAGCCCGAGACAACGGGCCGCAAUUCCUGGCGGGUCAGGGGUCGGUGCUGCAGCUGUUGAAAGGGCGGGAGUUGGCCACCGCUCUUGGCGGGUUGAGCAAAGAGAAGCUCGACAGUAUUCUUGAAGCUCAAAGUGAAAGUACCAUCUUGCCCCCGGCCACCGCUUCCCCAUCAGUGCAACAGGUGCUUAAGAUGAUAUGAUGAUGCCAAGAAGGUCGCGUGGAUAUGUUUGUGCCGUUUCAUCUUCUGAUCCCUUACAGACUAGUUUAAAGCUUGUAUGGUUGUUUCAACUUUGAACUUUCUAUGUUCAAUCUUUUUCUUUUCUUUCUUGUUCGUUAAUAGUUCGUUCUCUUUGGGUGUCAACUUCUACUUCUGCUUGAUUGCCACUAUUAAAAAGACACUAAUUCA
Messenger RNA from Cuscuta campestris, 1694 nucleotides. Lineage: Eukaryota; Viridiplantae; Streptophyta; Magnoliopsida; Solanales; Convolvulaceae. The record is from the annotation of a GenBank genome assembly.